Molecule: messenger RNA, 2928 nt
Organism: Trichoplax adhaerens
Lineage: Eukaryota; Metazoa; Placozoa; Uniplacotomia; Trichoplacea; Trichoplacidae
Exons: 18
Coding region: 1-2928 (975 amino acids)
Biological process (GO): intracellular signal transduction; cGMP biosynthetic process; protein phosphorylation
Cellular component (GO): membrane
Molecular function (GO): guanylate cyclase activity; ATP binding; peptide receptor activity
Source: RefSeq, a predicted model, not a curated record
AUGGCGAAUCUGUGGCGAAACAAGCAACAACCAGUUCGAUCAUUCGUUGGACCUGCUUGUAGUGUUGGGUGUGAGCCAGGAGGCAUUUUGGCAGCUGCUUGGAAUGUACCCAUGAUAUCAUGGGGUUGUGCAUCUCCCUCAUUAUCUGAUAAGAAAAAAUUUGCUACAUUUACUCGUACUUCGGGCCCUUAUUCCGCUGUUGGUAAAUUAAUACAACUUUUAGUCAAGCACUACAACUGGACCAGAGUUGGUUUGUUAACAUCGUUAGAGAAUGCAUGGCAAGUAGUGGCAAUCGCUAUUAAGCAAGGUGCACCGCAAGGGAUUAAAUUCGAACAGUAUAAUUUUCAAACUGGAGUUGGUUUAUCUAACGACAAGAAGGUACCUUUAAGACACAAGGCUGAGUUAUUGAUCCAAGCACGCAUUUUUGUAUUAUGUGCUUAUGGCGGCGAUAUACGCGAAAUUAUGUUAAAUGCCAAAGAUCUUGGAUUGUUAAAUGGAGAUUACGCCUUUAUUGCUGUUGAACUAAAUAUCGAUUCUCAUAUUGGCGCUAACACCUGGAUGGGCGCUGAUAAUCGGGAUAAUGAAGCCCUAGACGCAUAUAAUGGCAUGUUAAAUGUUCAUUUAAGGACACCCGAUUCACCACGAUGGAAAAAUUUUACUGCUGAUAUUCGUCGACGAGUUGCUGCUCCACCAUAUAACAAGCCGUUAGCAGCAGACGCAAAGGUCGAUACUUAUGCUGGAACAUUACAUGAUGCGAUCAUACUAUAUGCAUUAGCUUUAAAUGAUACUUUACAAGAAGGUGGUAAUAUCACUGAUGGUUUAACAGUUACAAGAAAAAUGUUUAAUCGAACGUUUACAGGUGUUACUGGAGAAGUUGUCAUUGAUCAAAAUGGAGAUCGUGAUCCUGAUUAUGUCCUACAGAAUUUAAUUAAUGGUGCAUAUGUCGAUAUUGGAUUAUAUGUUUCAGCACAACAAAACUUCUCUAUGACGCCUGGUAAAGUAGUUGUAUGGCCUGGAAAUACGACUGUAGUACCUAAAGACAUACCACCUUGUGGAUGGCGAAAUGAAAAGUGUUCAGGCAAUUUAAGUGUUCUUGGAGGCGCAAUUGGAGGUUCUGUUGCGGCAUUAAUCAUUCUAUUUAGCGCUAUAUUUUACUAUUUGUGGAGAAAAUCUCGCUUUGAAGCUGAUCUAUCAAGUAGCUUAUGGAAAAUUGAUUAUAACGAAAUUAUAUUUAAUGUAAAACCUGGAGCAAAUAUGUUUGGUAGUAUGAAAAAUAAAGCCGACGCGAUAUCUAUAGGAUCAGCGUCUUAUGUGGAAGAUAUGCAAAUUUUUACUUCCAUGGGUUUAUAUAGGGGAAAUUUUGUAGCAAUUAAGAUGAUCCAUAAGAAGCACAUCGAUCUUUCUCGAGCAUUGCUUAUAGAAUUAAAACAAGUCCGCGAUAUGAAUCACGAUAAUGUGAAUCCGUUUGUUGGAGCUUGUAUUGAAGUCCCAAAUAUAUGUAUAGUCACACAAUAUUGCAAUAAAGGAAGCUUACAGGAUGUUUUAGAAAAUGACGAUAUCAAAUUAGAUGAUACUUUCAAAUUAUCAUUUGCUAUGGAUAUUGCAAAGGGAAUGCAUUAUAUACACUGUUCGUCAAUUAAAUCUCACGGCAGUUUAAAGUCCUCUAAUUGUGUUAUUGAUAGCCGUUGGGUUUGCAAAAUUACGGAUUAUGGUUUAGCGACUUUUAAAAGUAAUCAAGAUGAUGAGCAAAUAGCACUACAUCGUUUAUUUUGGAGAGCACCUGAAUUAUUAAGAGAUAUGAAUUUUAAAGAUAAUCCAUAUGGAACUCAAAAAGGCGAUAUCUACAGCUUUGGGAUCAUUAUCUACGAGAUCUUUACAAGAAACGGACCAUAUAGUAACAGCGAUUUAUCACCAAAAGAUAUUAUUGAACGAAUUAUGAACUGUGAAAGUCCGCCAUUUCGCCCCUGUACGAAAGGAGAAGACGGUAGGAAUCAAUGGUUAGCCUUGAUGGAUGACUGUUGGGUAGAAAAUCCUGAAAUGAGACCUUCAUUUUCGCUUAUUAAAAACAAGCUGCGAACAUUUGCAGAUGGAAAAUCCAUGAAUUUGGUAGAUAAAAUGAUCUCCAUGAUGGAAAAAUAUGCUGAUCAUUUAGAAGAAUUAGUUGAAGAAAGAACACAUCAGUUGAUAGCUGAAAAAAGAAAAACCGACGAAUUGUUGUACCGAAUGUUACCAAGAUCCGUUGCUGAACAGUUAAAGGCUGGCAAUACAGUUACAGCAGUUAGCUUCGAUGAUGUUACCAUCUUUUUCAGUGAUAUAGUGGGAUUUACUAAUUUGGCCUCUGAAAGUACUCCAAUGCAAGUGGUCGAUUUACUGAAUGAUCUCUAUACUUUAUUCGACGCCAUUAUAGAUUCUUAUCAUGUCUAUAAGGUUGAAACCAUUGGCGACGCCUAUAUGGUAGUUUCUGGUUUACCCGUUAAUAAUGGUAUCAAGCAUGCAUCAGAAAUUGCCCGUUUGGCGUUAGAUUUACUUAGUUCUAUGACUAAAUUCACAAUUCGACAUAGACCAGGUGUACAAUUAAAACUACGAAUUGGAAUUCAUUCAGGUCCAUGUGCAGCAGGGGUUGUUGGUUUGAAAAUGCCACGUUAUUGUUUAUUUGGGGAUACCGUUAAUGUUGCAUCGCGAAUGGAAUCAAACGGAAAACCGUUACGCAUUCAUGUAAGUCAAGCCUGCCGAAAUGUGUUAGAGGAGAUCGGUGGAUUUAAAUUAAAGGAAAGAGGUUCCAUCUUUAUUAAGGGAAAGGGCAAUGUCAUUACUUACUGGCUUAAGGGUUAUGUUGGCUCUAAUAAAGAAUUACCUAAAGUAGAAAUUGACGAUCCUAAUGAUAACUAUUACGACCCUGAUGAAUGGAUUGCAGACAAUAUAGUAUAA